AAACGUGGUAGAGGUCAACAUGGUGGUAAUAAGCAUGGUGCUGGAAAUAAGGGUUCUGGCCAAAGACAGAAUUACAUGCGUUUGGGUUAUGAAACUGGAAAUACUCCAUUUUACUUACGAUUUGGCUACGAACCUUACUAUAAGGGACAUCACUUGAGACGAGAAUAUCCUCCGCUUUCUUUAAAACAACUGCAGAUGUUUAUUGACACGAAUCGACUAGAUAUCAGUAAACCAAUUGAUCUUGUAUCAUUAAUAAACACUGGUCUAUAUGGCAUAAAUGUGCAGUGGAAACAUGCUGGAGUUCAGUUGACAGAUGAG
Molecule: messenger RNA, 318 nt
Organism: Cyphomyrmex costatus
Lineage: Eukaryota; Metazoa; Arthropoda; Insecta; Hymenoptera; Formicidae
Product: 39S ribosomal protein L15, mitochondrial-like
Exons: 2
Biological process (GO): translation
Cellular component (GO): mitochondrial large ribosomal subunit
Molecular function (GO): structural constituent of ribosome
Source: RefSeq, a predicted model, not a curated record